Messenger RNA from Toxotes jaculatrix (banded archerfish), 1940 nucleotides. It is a transcript of the gene slc2a2, whose product is annotated as solute carrier family 2 member 2. NCBI's taxonomy places the organism in Eukaryota, Metazoa, Chordata, Actinopteri, Toxotidae. Gene Ontology annotation, biological process: monosaccharide transmembrane transport. Gene Ontology annotation, cellular component: brush border; membrane. The coding region runs from base 102 to 1619 and encodes 505 amino acids. The record is from RefSeq and is a predicted model, not a curated record. Gene Ontology annotation, molecular function: hexose transmembrane transporter activity. The transcript has 12 exons.
GGGCAUGCAUGUGUUUGUCGAUUAGCGAGUGGACACAGCGUGAUCGAGCAUGCAGCUUCACUGAUCAUUGCCAAACACCUUGCUGACACUCUGGACCCAUCAUGGAGUCGGGAAAGCAGCUAACAGGGACACUGGUCGUGGCUGUGUGCACAGCAGCUCUGGGAUCCCUACAGUAUGGUUACAGUCUUGGAGUUAUCAACGCACCACAAAAGGUCAUUGAAAAACAUUAUGAGCUCUCCCUGGGGGUCUUCUCGGAGAGGGCCUCUGGGCUUCCAGAAAACAGCACAGAAGAAAAAGAGGUGGGACAACACCCUGCUGUGGUCAUGUACUGGUCAUUGUCAGUGGCAAUCUUCUCCGUCGGUGGCAUGUUGUCGUCCUUCCUGGUGGGAUUUGUGGGAGACCUUAAAGGCAGGGUAAAAGGCAUGUUAAUGGUCAACAUUCUGGCCGUAGCUGGUGGACUGCUGAUGGGUCUUUGCAGGAUGUGGAAACCUCACAUUAUGGUCAUCUCAGGCCGCGCUAUUAUGGGCUUUUACUGUGGAUUGACAUCUGGACUAGUGCCCAUGUACAUUGGAGAGAUUGCACCCAAGGCUUACAGAGGGGCACUGGGAACAUUACACCAGCUGGCUAUUGUCAUUGGCAUCCUAAUCAGCCAGGUACUAGGCUUGGACUUUGUACUUGGUAACGACUACAUGUGGCCCCUGUUACUUGGUCUUUCUGGAGCUCCGGCCAUAUUACAAUCCUUUCUGCUACCUCUAUGCCCUGAAAGUCCUCGGUACCUUUAUAUUCUACUGGGCAAGGAGCAAGAAGCUAAAAAAAGUCUUUAUCGUCUAAGGGGGCCAUAUGAUGCAACUUCUGAUUUGGAGGAGAUGCGGAGAGAGAAAGAGGAGGCGGACAAGGAGGCCAGGGUCUCUAUCCUUUCUUUGAUCCGCUCCUCUGUGUACAGACAGCAGCUGUUUGUUGCCCUCAUGAUGCACCUCUCUCAGCAGUUGUCUGGCAUCAAUGGAAUCUUUUAUUACUCUACGGCCAUCUUCAACCGGGCAGGUGUCAGUCAGCCGGUCUACGCCACUAUAGGAGUCGGGGUCAUUAACACAAUCUUCACUAUGGUUUCUGUUGCACUGGUGGACAAGGCUGGCAGGCGUACUCUGACUCUCGCUGGUCUGGGAGGGAUGUGCUGCUGCGCAAUUGCCAUGACAGUGGGCCUCAGAUUCCAGGAUGAAUACUCCUGGAUGAGCUACGUCAGCAUGUCAGCUAUCUUCCUCUUUGUGAGUUUCUUUGAAAUUGGUCCUGGUCCUAUUCCAUGGUUCAUAGUGGCUGAACUGUUCAGCCAGGGACCUCGGCCUGCGGCCAUCGCUCUAGCUGGCUGCUGCAACUGGACCAGCAACUUCAUCAUAGGCAUGACCUUCCCUUAUAUACAGGCUUGGCUGGAUAGUUACGUGUUCACCCUGUUUGCUGUGCUGCUUCUCGGUUUCACCGUGUUUACUUAUCUUCGGGUCCCUGAGACCAAGGGUAAAACUUUUGAGGAGAUUGCUGCUGUGUUCCACAAGGGACGGAAGAAGCUGGCACAGAGCCCCAAAGAUGAUACUGAGCUGCAGCAGCUCAAAACAUCCUCAGAUGCCUAAAACAAUGGCUAUGUGUUUGUGUAGUCCUUACAGUAUUACAAUGAUUACUUGAAGGAAUUAAAGAAUAUAUAUGUUUUUUUUACACAAGAAAAGAUUACAGUUUUUCAGAAUGUUAAUAUGUGGGCACACACAUAAGCCCACAUUGAGAGUCUGACUCUGAGAGGAAAGUUACUUGAAUUGAAAAUGUUUUUGCUGACUUACCUUAAACUGGACUUGUAUUAUCAUUUCCUUCUCUGAUUUCAAACAGAUACUUUCAUUAAUAGAAAUCUUGGUGUGAUAGAUUUUCAAGAAAAUGUUACAAAAAAAUAAAUGUCUUAUAAA